Molecule: messenger RNA, 1029 nt
Organism: Erigeron canadensis
Lineage: Eukaryota; Viridiplantae; Streptophyta; Magnoliopsida; Asterales; Asteraceae
Product: protein FAR1-RELATED SEQUENCE 5-like
Exons: 2
Coding region: 1-1029 (342 amino acids)
Source: RefSeq, a predicted model, not a curated record
AUGGAAUCGAUCGAUCCUAAUAUUGUAACUCGAUCUCCGGCGAAAGCUCCGUCAUCAUCUUCAUCGAAUUCGGUGGAUUCAAUCAAUCCAACUAGAUUUCCGGCCAAAGCUCCGUCAACAUCAACAUCUAAUUCAGUUGAUGAAAGAGAAAUAAUUUCGGAAGUAGAAAAUUAUGCAGAUAUUUCAAAGACAUUUUCCGUUCCCGUGCUGAAAGAAAUACCUAAAACAAAUGUUACUCGAACAUUCCAAACGCCGGACGGAUCGCAGUUUUUUGUCCCAAUAGUUGAUUACAAAAGACAACCAGUGAUAGGAAGAAACUAUGGAUCACUUGAAAGAUGUCGUAAGAUGUACCACAAGUAUGUUUAUUAUUCUGGUUUUGAAAUCAGAAAAGGGAGCCAGAAAACUAAUUUGUCGGGAUUGGUAAGACAAAAGUACUAUCUUUGUCACAGAGCUGGAGAAAGAAAGAAGGUUAACAUAGAUAGUUUAGAAAGAAAUGAAAAACAAGUUAGAAAAAGCAGCAUGGAAUCCACUGGAUGUAGAGCUAGAGUGAGAUUUGACUUGGAUUACUUGAACGAAACAUACAUAAUAGCUGAUUUCCAUGCAAUUCAUAAUCAAGAAUUGGUUCCGCGAGAGUAUAGACAUCUAUGCAAAACAGAUAGACAACUAAAAUAUGCAGAGCAGCUAUUUGUCUACAACGCCUCCAUCUCAAACGUUAGACCAACAAAAGCUCAUCAACUGUACAGUAACUUGAAGGGGAGCUCGUUAAAUGUAAACGGGACAGUUGAUGAUUUCAGAAACUGGAAGAGGGACCUAAAUGUGUACAUCAAUGAAAGUGACGCUCAAAUUUUAGUUAACAAAAUGAUGGAAAUGAGAGAACAUAUACCUAGUUUUGCAUUUGAGUAUAAGGUUGACAACUCUGAAUUGCACUCACUCUUUUGGGCCGAUAAUGUAGCAAGGCGUAACUAUGAAGAAUUCAGCGACAUAAUGUCCUUUGAUGCAACGUAUCGGACAAACAGGUAUAUUUUUUAG